AUGAACAAUCUGACUGUGCUGUCCAGCGGAGCGCGGAGCAACCUGCACUUCCUGGAGGAGCUGCGUUCUGGCGGGAAACGAUCUGUCAUUCAUCCCCAGAGGAGCGUCACCGGCCUCUACAACCUCAAAGAUGCUUCCAGAACCAACCAGCUGAUGUCUGUUCCUGUGGAGGCCUUCGCCAAGCUGCACACCCUGCAGUCACUCCGCCUGGACGCCAAUCAAAUCUCCAGCGUUCCCAUUGGCUGUUUCUCCGGCCUGCGCUCGCUGCGUCACCUGUGGUUGGACGAUAACUCCCUGACGGAGGUGCCGGCGGAGGCCCUGAGCGAGCUGCCCGCCCUGCAGGCCAUGACGCUCGCCCUCAACCACAUCAGCCACGUCCCAGAUCACGCAUUCAGCAAACUGGGCCGCCUGGUGGUGCUGCAUCUCAACAACAAUAGGAUCGUUUCCAUGGGAACAAACUGCUUCCACGGACUCCACAGUUUGGAGACGCUGGAUUUGAACUACAACAGUCUGGUGGAGUUUCCGACGGCCGUGCGCUCGCUCAGCCACCUGAAGGAACUUGGUUUUCACAGUAACAACAUCCAGUCGAUCCCGGAGCACGCCUUCACUGGGACGCCCUCUCUCAUCACCAUAUUCUUCUACGACAACCCGAUCCAGUCAGUCGGACGAUCGGCCUUCCAGCACCUUCCAGAGCUGCGGACACUCUCUCUGAACGGAGCUGCAGAUCUCACCGAGUUCCCAGAUCUGACGGGAACCAAGAGCCUGGAGAGCCUGACUAUCACAGGAGCCCGGAUCACCUCUCUGCCCAGUUCAGUGUGUGAGCAGCUUCCAAACCUUCAGCUGCUGGAUCUCUCCUAUAAUCAGAUCCAGACUCUUCCCAGCUUCUCCGGCUGCGAGAGCGUCCAGAAGAUUGAUCUGCACCAUAACGAGAUCGAGGAGCUGGAGGAGAACACCUUCCACGGUCUGAUGUCACUCCGCGCUCUAGAUUUGUCGUGGAACAGAUUGUCCUCGGUGAAGCCGAACUGUUUCUCAGCUCUGCCGGCUCUCACCAAACUUGACCUGUCGUCCAAUCAGCUGUCGUCUCUGCCUCUGAUUGGUCUGCAGAGUUUAACUCACCUGCGAUUGGCUGGAAACACAAAGCUGAUGCAGUUACUACCACGAGAGGACCUGCCCCGUGUCAGGGUGAUGGAGCUUCCUUACGCCUUCCAGUGCUGUGCCUUCGUCUCCUGUGAGAGGAGAGGAGGAGGAGGAGGAGGAGGAGGAGGAGGAGGAGGAGGAGCAUCCUGGGAGAGAGAGGAGGCAGCAGAAACCUCCGUCCUCUCCAGCCAAGCAGAUCAGGACUGGGAGGACUUUCUGAUGGAGUUUGAUGAUGAACCUAAACUUCAACACUCUGUCCACUGCAGCCCUGCACCAGGCCCGUUCCGGCCGUGUCUCCAUCUGCUCGGCAGCUGGUUGAUCCGUGGGGGGGUGUGGCUCAUCGCAGCUCUCUCAUUGGUCAGCAACAGCCUGGUCGUCCUGUCAGUCUUCUUCUCCCCCGGCGCCUCCCUGACUCCACCCAAACUGCUGAUUGGUCUGCUGGCCCUGGUGAACGGCCUGAUGGGAGUGUGGAGCGGGUGGCUGGCGGCGGUGGACGCCUGGACGUUUGGCAGCUUCUGGAGGUACGGGGCGCGGUGGGAGAGCAGCUUCCUGUGUCGCCUCAGCGGCUUCCUGUGUGUGUUUGCGUCGCAGACCGGCCUCUUCCUGCUCACCGUCGCAGCUCUGGAGCGAUGCCUGGCCGCCGCCGCACGCCGCCACAAACCUGACGGACACGGUGGUCACUCUUCGUCUCCGCUCUCCGUCCGUCUGGCGGUCUGUCUGUGCUUCCUGUUGGGCCUGGCCGUCACGCUGCCCCCCCUGGUGGCCGGACACAGCAGCACCUCCCUCUGUCUGCCGCUGCCUUCCUCCUCCUCCCCCUCCUCCUCCUCCUCCCUGGCCUUCUCCGUCUCCCUGGUGCUCCUCGACUCGCUGUGCUUCCUCCUCAUGACGCUCGCUUACACUCGCCUCUACUGUCGGGCCAACAAAGCUCCGCCCGCCGCUGAGGAGGAGGUGAUGCUGACUCGACAUGUAGCCUGGCUGCUCUUCUCCGACUGCCUCCUCUACCUCCCCGUCGCCUUCCUCUCCUUCUCCUCUCUGCUGCGCCUCUCCGCCGCUGGGCCGGAGGCGGCGAAGGCGGUGCUGCUGCUCGUGGCGCCGCUGCCGGCCUGCGUCAACCCGCUGCUCUACAUCCUCUUCAACCCGCUCGCUCGGCAGGAGCUGGCAGCGCUGGCUAAACGCACCUGCGGGGCAGCGGCGGUGCCCAGACUCUGCAGAGGAGGAGGAGGAGGAAGGUCGAAGCCGGUCACUAUGGAUACGACGUACGACGAGGAUGCGGAGAAACAGUCUUGUGACUCCACGCAGGCGCUGGUGGCAGUUGGAGGCACGAAGGGGGAAGAGGAGGAAACAGGAAGGAGCGAAACACAUUCAGUGUUUGUUGUUCCUCAUCAAUAGACUAAAACACACACACACACACACACACACACACACACACACACACACACACACACACACACACACACACACAGGUCCUGGUUACGUUUCAUCUCUGACCCUGUUUCAUGAAGAGUUCCUGUUUUAAAAUCUAGUUUUCAGACGAUGAAGACUUUUGGCAGGCGAGUGAAAGACCGGCACACUUUCCUCUUUACGUUCAGUACGUCCUGCAGCUGAUCCAACACGUUUACAAACAACCUCCUGCUCUUACAUCCCCAGUGCAAAGGAUUGUGGGUCUGAGAAGCCUGCUGGUGUGUGUUCUGGACAGACUCAGUAUUUUCCUAGUGCAGGUGUUGGAAUGCAGCGUAUGUCCACUCCGCUUGACCUCGAUGGAAAACGUCAUGAGGUCAGAGAAAGAAUCCAUGAGGACUUUAGAGGAUCCAGUAUACAACGUUGUUCACGUGGGUCGCUUUAAAUGUUGCUGCCGCAAGGAAUUGUGGGACAUAACGGAUGGUGGAGUGCUAUGACCCGUUCCUCUGCUCUGCACUUAAUAUGUAACUUCACUUCGUUAGAAACCUUCAGAAGAGGAAAACACUUCGACCACAGCCAAAGACUUUGGACACACACACACACACACAUACACACACACACACACACACACACACACACACACACACACACACACACACACACACACACACACUGCAGACUGAUGGGACUGUGGUGUAGCAGAGACCAGAACAGUCGAAAAAUCGUUCAAACGUUGAUGAUAGAAAUAAAUGUAAAGAAGAAGAAGAACUUUGUUCUGUCUGGGACUUUCACAUUAUUCACUUUCUUAUUAGUCAAUUCAAGGCAUCUUGCCAGAACACACACACACACACACACACACACACACACACACACAUAAUGAAUAGUCAACAGCUUUUACUUUGAAAUACGAGACGAUUUACAGCAUUGUGUUACCAAAUGUUCUACCAAAUGCUGUUGAGCAUUAUGUCUUUCUGUGUGUGUGUGUGUGUGUGUGUGUGUGUGUGUGUGUGUGUGUGUGUGUGUCCGUCUACAGCUAAUGUGUUUUUGCGAGUGUGUGUGAAAGCUGCAGCGUCUGUGUGAGUUACGUCAGUCGAUCCCCCGAAAACAGAAAUCAGAAGACGAACAGAUUAAAGAGCUGAAACUGAAGAAGUUCAUGUUCAGCAGCUGAAAGACGUUCAGAGAAAUAAAAACUAUCAAACUGUUGAUUUUUCGUUUCAAGGACACUAAACCAGCAGGAGAUUAAACUUACAAUUAAUAAAAGUAUUUCCUGUCUGAUAUCACUCUUUAAAUGUUUGUUGAACAGGAACUGAUCGCGCAGCACCGAACGUACGAUGCAAAAUACAGACUCUUUAUUCUUGUGCUGCAGCGCUGCAGAUAACGUCGGCAUCGACCGUCCAUACAGCCAAACACGCUGAGGAACAGUUCUGUUGUUUGUUGACCAAAGAAAGAGACGGAAACACAAUAACAGCAAAUUCAGGUUCAGCUGUGUGUGUGUGUGUGUGUGUGUGUGUGUGUACAGUAAAUGUGUGUACAUAUUGUAAAUACGAGCUACUGUGACAAUCCUAUCUUCCUGUUCUGUAGACUGAGAUGUCUUUGCUGACAUGUUGUUUGUAUAUUUACACUUUGGAUUAAAUCCAUCCCGUCGUAACUGCUUCACAGAUUGCGGCGCCAAAUGUGAAAACUGCAGAAUCCCCAGUAGAAGAAGAAGUGUCUUGAAUUCGUCGUUAAUGUUUCUACACUUGUCUUUUGUAUAAAGUAUCUCUCCGAUCCGUCGAACGCGCACGAAGCGAGAAAUGUUGAAUAAUUGUUUUUGUUACAAACUGAACAUUUAAAAGUUUUAAUCCUGCGUGAGAUAAUAAUACUAAUAAUCCUUCAUGUUGCACGAACUGCGUGAGCGUUUAACACCCGAGUUUAAAAAGUAGUAAAGAAAUGUAACUCAAGGUCCACUUACUAGCUUUCUGCCACGUCAUGGUUUUCCUCAGUUUUGCGUCGGAACACGUGAAUAAGAAAAACACUUCGUGAUAACAACCGAACAAACUCCAUCAACUGACGUGCGAUGUGGUCGAAAGCUCCCGGAAAAGUCAAUAAUCGGACCUUUAGAUACGAUCUUUAUUUUAACGUCCAAUAUUCUUUAGAAGAAAACAAACUUGUGUGUUUGUAUUUUUAAAACUUUGUGUUUAUUGUGUUGCAUUUUUUAUUCCAUGUAGUUGAACAUUCAAACAAUUAAAUGGUUUUCAAGAAUAAAUAAGAAGAAGUUCUACAAUAAUAAAUAAACAAACAAAUCUACAUCAACCGAGUUGACGUAGCUCUGGUGCGACAAGACCACCCGACAAACGUGUCCAUUAACACAAUAAUACAAAUAAUAAACUUUAUUUAGAAAGCGAUAUUUCCACAUUUAAAACACAAAGACAAUGAACUAAACACAUAAAACAAACAAAAUGUAGUGAAACAAAUAAAAUAACUGAAGGGUUUUGUGAAGUGAGUUCGACAUCGUACUCUGCGCACGAAGAAGGUCACGUGAGAAAAAGAUUUGUAAACACAGACGUAACAUUUAUCUGGAAACGACUAAAACAACUUGUAAUUGUAAGAGUCUCAAAAUGUUCACAUUCGUACUUUAACUUAUUGAUCGUACGGAGAGCAAAUCUAUCGUACAAAUACAAUAAUUAUCGUACAUCUGGCAACGCCAGCCGAUAGCUGUAAGAAACAUAUUUUUUAAAAGCACAAACUGUUUGAAUGUCCGUGUGACGGUUUAACUGCUGCUCUUUCAAUUCUCAGCACUUAGAAAUGUUUCAGAAAUAAGAAGUUCGUACGCUUUGUGAAAAUCAAACGUCCGCCUGUCGUCUGUUUUCUCUUCCUGUUGUAAACUUGUGUAAAAUAUUUGAAUGUUUUGAGUUGUUUUAGUUUAUAAAAGUCAAGAGUGAAGUUUUAGUUUGUGACGUGUAUACGUAUAUAUGUAUGUAUAUAUACAUAUAAAACAACAACGUGGCUGUAAACGCUC
Cottoperca gobio is the source of this 5533-nucleotide messenger RNA. Its product is annotated as leucine-rich repeat-containing G-protein coupled receptor 5-like. Gene Ontology annotation, biological process: activation of adenylate cyclase activity; hormone-mediated signaling pathway; adenylate cyclase-activating G protein-coupled receptor signaling pathway. Lineage: Eukaryota; Metazoa; Chordata; Actinopteri; Perciformes; Bovichtidae. Gene Ontology annotation, molecular function: protein binding; G protein-coupled peptide receptor activity. The record is from RefSeq and is a predicted model, not a curated record. Gene Ontology annotation, cellular component: plasma membrane.